UUUCCGGACAGCGCCGCCUGGCUAACCAAUAUUGCGGGAUGCCCGACGCCCUCCACGUGCUCGUGGUCGCCGACAUCCGCAAUGCGAUCGGUCGCGUCAAUGAUCUGUGUGAUUACGUCAUCCGCCACCGCCCCGUGGACGUCGUGCUUGUCUGCGGCAGCUUUGUCGCGCCGGCCGGGCUCCAAUCGCCCGAGGAGCUCGCGGCCGCGGAAGGCGACAUGACGGCGCUCAUCUCACGCCUCGAGAUGAUCGUUUGCCGCGUGGUCUAUGUGCCUGGCCCAUAUGACCCGAGCUCGACCAAGCGCCCGACGACCAAGCCCUUCCUGCCCAAGCUCACGCCCUAUUCGAUCAACUGCGACGGUGCGUCGACCGUGCUCUUGCCCGAAACCGAUGGCGACCGCACGUUGAGCCAAGGCAGCCCGCUCCCAGAGCUUGUCGUUGAGGGCUGGUCAUCGGUCAUCGAUGGUCAUGUGGCCAUGGAGCUCCGGACAAAGUACGCGAUCGACGAGAGCCAAUGCAGCGUGUACCGCAAGCUGGCGCGGCUGCCGUGGUGUUGCCGCAUCGGGCUGAGCGACCAUAGCUUCGGCAGCGUCGAUUGGAUAGAGAAAGGCCAAGUGUUGUUGCGUCCUGGCUGGUUCUCGUCGGGGUCGUUCGCCUUUGUCGAGUUUGGCCCUCGAACACUCGGCGCCGACACGGAAGACGAAGAUGAGGACGAAGAGCCUGCAUGGGACGUCAAGGCGUGUGAGGUGUUACAUCUCAACGACGAGUUUCAAGGCUAAUACUAGACUGUCGGAUUGCAAUGUGCGGGUGCC
Molecule: messenger RNA, 812 nt
Organism: Saprolegnia diclina VS20
Lineage: Eukaryota; Oomycota; Saprolegniomycetes; Saprolegniales; Saprolegniaceae
Exons: 2
Coding region: 39-779 (246 amino acids)
Source: RefSeq, a predicted model, not a curated record